AUGGCAGAAGGUACAAGCCACCCAAAUCGUCAAAUAAGCCCAUCAUCAGUCACUCAUGUUGUCCUCUUAUCAACAUGUUUAACGGGAACAAUUCUCGUGAGUCUGGUUUCCUAUAACAGAUAUUUAAGACAAUAUAAGAGUACGUUAGAUAUUCCAAAAAGCUUACUCCGAAAAAAUUGGAUAUAUGGUAAGGUGACAGCAGUAGGGGAUGGUGAUAAUUUCCAUUUUUUCCAUAUGCCAGGAGGGACAAUAGGAGGAUGGGGAUGGCUAAGAGAAAUACCAAUUUUAGAAAGUAAUGAUAUCCCUCAGGUUACAUCUUCGAAAAAUAACAUGAACCACGGUAACAAGAGUAAAAAUACUAAAACGAAAGAGUUUCUUUCUUGGACUUAUUCAUUCUUGUUUAGACCGAAAUUAACACAGAAGAAAAUUUCAGAUCAUUAUUUGAAUUUACAUGUACCAUAUAAAGGUAAGCGGAACUUACUGACUCUUUCCAUUCGUUUAUGUGGUAUUGACGCUCCCGAGAGGGCUCAUUUUGGUAAUCCUGCACAGCCUUUUGGGGAUGAGGCUCUGAUAACGUUAAGGCACUUGAUUUUAGGGAGAAGAAUAUGGAUCAAACCUCUCUCGAUUGACCAAUAUAAUCGGUGCGUCGCAAGAGUAGUCUAUUGGAGUUGGCUGAGUGGAUGGAAAGAUGUUAGUUUAGAAAUGUUGAAGCAAGGAAUGGCUAUAGUUUAUGAAGGUAAAAAUAAUGCCGAAUUUGAUGGGAAAGAAAAAAAUAUAGACUAUAUGAGUAUAUAUCUAGGAGUAAAAGGAAAGGGAUAUGGAGUCAGAAGAAAUUCAUAA
This is a messenger RNA of Naumovozyma dairenensis CBS 421, 840 nucleotides long. It is a transcript of the gene LCL3, whose product is annotated as Lcl3p. Bases 1 to 840 code for a protein of 279 amino acids. NCBI's taxonomy places the organism in Eukaryota, Fungi, Ascomycota, Saccharomycetes, Saccharomycetales, Saccharomycetaceae. The record is from RefSeq and is a predicted model, not a curated record. Gene Ontology annotation, cellular component: mitochondrion; cytoplasm. The transcript has a single exon.